AUGGAACAAGACGUGGAUACUGGUUACAGAACUUUGUGUUGCACUUGCUUGAGCUCGGAUCGUAAUGUAAUAUCUAUAAAUGGUCUCACACAAAUAUAUCAAAUGUUCAGAUUAAUGAUGUACGAUUUCGCGGGUGAUAGAUUCGGCGACUCUCUUAUUGAUCGAGAUCAAUUAGUUUGUUGGGAAUGCUUGGCUCUGAUGAAGAAAUUUGCCCGUUUCAAGCGCCAGGUUCAUAGUGCUCAAGAGCACUUGCGAGUGCUCGCUAUGAGCCACUCACAGGAAGUAGGUUUGGCAAUGGAUCAUACUUAUAUGUCCCAAUCAUUAUCAUCAUUAGAAUGUGUUAUCAAGACCGAUUUUGACCAAAUUUUGGUUGAUUACAACUUACAAGAGAAAGACUGGCCGCAGUAUAUAGCUAUUAGUGGAGAUGAGAACGUUAAAAACGAGGGUUACGAUGUAGCUCAGGCUUUAAGAGAUCAUAUAACAUUGAGUAUAGAUGACCAGGUCAAUGUUAUGGGCGUUCCAGAAUUAGUUUUGGAGAAUCCCGUGACCGGUGUGAUGUCUCAUAUUGUGGUCAAUCCCGGAGCAUUGACGGAUUACAGCAGUGUCAAGAGGGAAAUGCCGGAAUUGACCAUAGAUCCCACAUUAAAACCUGACAUGGUAAUAAUAAGCCAGAAUCCAAGGAUUAGUCCAAAGAAGGAGAAAGUUGAUCUCAAGAGCAAAUAUACUAAGGAGCUUAUGACGGACGAGGAAAUGCUCGCUUUAAGGGAAGAAGCCAAACAGAAGGUUCAAUAUGUGAGUUCAGUGUAUAAAUGUGAACUGUGCAUCAUAGGGUUCUAUACACAGCAGCAGGUUGAAGAUCACUUUGUGGCGAUGCACAGAGAGAAACCUGGGUAUCUACCAUGUAAAGUAUGUUACAUAUAUACACCGGAGAACAAAAUGGAUGAACAUAUAGACACACACUACAGCCGAUACACUUGUAAGAUGUGUAGCCGAAAGGAGACCAGCCUUAAGAUGAUGAUGGUACACCUUCGAGCACAUGAAAACAAGACACCGAGGGCCCUUAUACAGAUAGACGGGGAGAAAAAGAGCAGAAAGAGAAAAAACGUUAAAAGUGACGAAGAAGAUAAAUCACCUCCAAAGCCCGGCGACUUGAGGAAGCUGCUGUCUAAAACAACUAUAGUUGGAUACAAGUGCUUAGAAUGUGACAUGUUCUUUAAAAAUUCAAGAGCACGUAAGAACCACGUGGACAGAUUUCACCGAGAGGGUCUGCAGUGUGAUCACUGUAAGAAGAGAUUCGUUAAUAGGACCACUCUCGCUACACAUUUGAGGCUCCACGAAGGUCCCUUGCCAAGAGAGGAAUGCCCUAUCUGCCAUAAAAUGGUCCGGACAAUACAAAUUAAAUAUCACAUACAAAGGCAUCAAAGCACUACCAAGUAUGAGUGUAGAGAUUGUAACAAAAUCUUCUCACACCUAGCAACCUAUCAAGCACAUUUGAAAUUCUCAAGAGCCCAUGCUUCUGAUCAAGUUUUUAAAUUCCCAUGUCCAAUGUGCAAUAAGGGUUACCCAACGAAACAGGCGAUGCAAGACCAUUUUAAUUAUCAACAUCUGAACAAGACAACGCACAAAUGUCCUAUAUGUAGUAAGCCGAUAGCAUCCAAAGCUAAUGUGGAAAAACACAUGAUGAGAGUACAUGGGGAGAAGAAGUCUAAACCGAGGAAACAUGUGUGUCAGAUGUGUGGGAAAGGAUUCACGGACAAGAAGGCUUUAACUCAGCACGAAGUAAUUCAUUCCGGUGAACGGCCACUUUCUUGUGAUAUUUGUCAACAAACAUUUAAACAGAAGGCUUCCCUGUACACACACAAGAAGAGAGUACACAAAGUGUUCCCGGCUAAGAGAGUGGUUGAAUUUAUGGAUAACGGUGAAAAUAACACAUAG
Molecule: messenger RNA, 1935 nt
Organism: Danaus chrysippus (African queen)
Lineage: Eukaryota; Metazoa; Arthropoda; Insecta; Lepidoptera; Nymphalidae
Source: the annotation of a GenBank genome assembly